AUGGCUGCAAGGUUUUCCAAGUCCAUACAUUUCGAAGGCAUUCCGGUGCCAGAUCGUGGCGCGAUAUACGCAAACCGCGCCUCGAACAUGAAGGAUUCUAGUAUGAAGACCCUUCAAGAGCCCAGUAUAGAAUUUGUGAUGGGCUGUGUCAUGCUUGCAUUCUAUAACCUUGUUGAGGGACAUUUCGGUCCUGGCUCUGUCUUGACAAGUGUCUGUGUCCGCUUUAUGUACGAUCUUUGCUUAGACGAAAUUGACGAAGAUCAAUUCGAUGAGGAAGGUACCCUCAUCAACUGUCCAAUCAGUGAGAGUGUUGAAUCAUGGCUGCAGAAAGAAGAGCGUCGAAGGCUUUGGUGGUCGAUUUGGGAACUCGACACGUUCGUGUCAACUAUCUCAUUUCAACCAUUCAGUAUUGAAAGGGGAGAGAUGAAAGUCCUUCUCCCCGCUCCUGAUUACAACUGGCUUUGCGGUAUUCCGAUCAGAUCAGCUUUCAUUGAUCAUCGGCCGGAGACUGUCUGGAAGAGUUUACAAGGAUCUCCAAACCAGUCUCCUCGAGCAUGGUUCCUCGUGACCAACUAUCUCAAAUCCAACAUAGUUUUGAACGCACGCCGACCAUCUCGACAUGCUAAACUAUCGAAGGCCGACCUCGAAAGCGCAUUGUGCAAUCUCAAAUUGUCCCUUCCAGCCGACUUUCAUCUACGGUCAUUAUUUCUCGAUUGGGAUAACUAUGAGCAGGGAAAUUGGAUCAUCGCAACACAUCUCAUGAUCAUAACGUCUGAGACUAUUCUUGAACGGUCGACAUGGUCCCGAUAUGGGGAGAUCGACAUAGAGCCUUCGUCAGGCUUCCAGGACAAAUCACAAUUUGCAAAAAGGAUAACGUCCUAUCUUUACCGGGUUGGUCAAGUCUGGUCCCCUGAAUACAUUCCGCUUUGCCAUCCCAUUGUAUGCUGCGCGGUCAUCGUGCCUGGCUCAACUGAUACCAAUCAAUCUGACAAUGCCCUUCGUGGACGUGAAGUGGCUAGAACUAUUGUGGCACACUACUCAAAGUACUGGAAGUUGGGGACAGAAAUGCUUCGUAAGCCAACCCAGAAAUUGUAG
Molecule: messenger RNA, 1095 nt
Organism: Exophiala aquamarina CBS 119918
Lineage: Eukaryota; Fungi; Ascomycota; Eurotiomycetes; Chaetothyriales; Herpotrichiellaceae
Exons: 2
Coding region: 1-1095 (364 amino acids)
Biological process (GO): DNA-templated transcription
Cellular component (GO): nucleus
Molecular function (GO): DNA binding; zinc ion binding
Source: RefSeq, a predicted model, not a curated record